GCGUCAACUCCCCAGUCCCCCCACCAUCAUCGUUCUACAGAGGAAGAAAGGGGGAGACGGGCAGCCUGUACAGAACGUUGUAAGUGUAGUUUUUAUUUAUAUCGAAUAUUAAAAUACAUAUAGAUAGCUUAAGUCUGUGCCGGUCUGACUGCUAACAACGCUCAACCUUGCCCCGGCUUUAGUUCGAACAAAUAUGAGCGGCAGCGGGCGGGCCAGGACCAGCUCAUUCGCUGAGCCUCCCGGAGCUCCCGGAUCCGCUGCAGCCGGUGCCGGAUCAGCAGUAGCCGGUGGAAGCUCGACAGGAAAAACUGGGGCUUCACAAGCCAGUGGAAGCAGCUCGACGAGCUUUGGGAAUUUGAAACUGCCUAGAGACAGUGGCAAAGUGACGACAGUGGUAGCCACACCUGGCCAGGGCCCCGAUCGCCCACAGGAAGUGUCCUACACAGACAUAAAGGUUAUAGGAAAUGGCUCCUUUGGAGUGGUCUACCAGGCUCGCCUCAUUGACAGCCAGGAGAUGGUGGCAAUUAAGAAAGUUCUCCAAGACAAGAGGUUUAAGAAUAGGGAGCUGCAAAUUAUGAGGAAAUUGGACCACUGCAACAUUGUGAGGCUACGUUACUUCUUCUACUCCAGCGGGGAGAAGAAAGAUGAGGUGUAUUUGAAUCUGGUGCUGGACUACGUCCCUGAGACAGUGUACAGGGUAGCUCGGCACUUCAACAAAGCCAAGACUACCAUCCCCAUCAUCUAUGUUAAGGUGUACAUGUACCAGCUGUUCCGCAGUCUGGCUUAUAUCCAUUCCCAGGGCGUGUGUCACAGAGACAUCAAGCCCCAGAACCUCCUGGUGGACCCAGAGACAGCCAUCCUCAAACUCUGUGACUUUGGCAGUGCUAAGCAGCUAGUACGGGGGGAACCGAAUGUGUCCUAUAUCUGCUCACGGUACUAUCGUGCCCCAGAGCUCAUCUUUGGUGCCACCGACUACACGUCCAACAUUGACAUCUGGUCAGCAGGCUGUGUGCUGGCUGAGCUGCUGCUGGGCCAGCCCAUCUUCCCUGGGGACAGUGGUGUGGACCAGCUAGUAGAGAUCAUCAAGGUUCUGGGGACACCAACAAGGGAGCAGAUCCGGGAGAUGAACCCUAACUACACAGAGUUCAAAUUCCCACAGAUCAAAGCACACCCUUGGACAAAGGUGUUUAAGCCUCGUACCCCACCAGAGGCCAUUGCCCUCUGCUCUCGACUGCUGGAAUACACGCCGGUGACCAGGCUCUCUCCUCUGGAGGCAUGUGCGCACGCCUUCUUCGAUGAGCUGCGCCAGCCCAACACCCGUCUGCCCAGUGGACGAGAACUGCCGCUCCUCUUCAACUUCAGUCCCGUUGAGCUGUCUAUCCAGCCCCAGUUGAACUCCACACUCAUUCCUCCUCACGCUCGUGCACAGACAUCGCCUGCCUCACAUGAGGGCAGUGUGUCAGACAGUACCGCCCAGCCCAGCUCAGCACCUGGAUCCAUCAACAACAGCACCUGAGCAUCCAUCCCUCUGUCAUCCUUUCUUUUUUGUCUUCCCCAUUUUCCUUUUCUCUCCACUGCUCUUCUCCCUCUCUCAACUUUCCUCUUGGCUCCAAACCCUUGAAAAUAGAAAAAAAAGAGAGAAAACUAUACACACACCCAUAUAAACACUCAGCAUUGCUAUUUAUCCUGAAUGUUAACCAUUUCAAAUAGAAAGCGAUUUCCGUGGCUGCUCGCUUCAGGAAGAUGUGGGUUGUUUUUAAGGACAUUUAGGUAGCCAUGCUUGGGCUUAAUAUAAGCUGCAGUCCUAAGUCCAGGGUGGCCCUUGUCUGGCCUAUUAGAUUAAAGAAACAUUACAAUGAUUGGGUAGGAUGUUUGGGAGAUGAGGAGGGGGGUUGUACAUGUUGUGUGGAUUUUCUGCAUUGACUUUUAUCCCUUUUAUGUUCUUUUUAUUUGCAUUAGCUAAUUUUAUGUGUGGCCGUGGUGCCAUUGAAUGGGGUCCUGAUUGGCUAUGGAGUUGAGAAUGAGGGCCGCGUGUAAGGCCUGACUAAUAUUGACAAUCAUCCUUAGUAGGGUCAAAAAUGGCACACUUGUACUGUACAUAGUGUUUGAUUGUACGACCCACUGUGUAGACUAGUGGCUCCUUGUCACUUUCUUCUCUGAACUCUGCUCAAGUACUGUUGGUUCACCCAGCCCAGUGGUGAACAAAUGUGAAGAUUUUUUUUUUUUUUUAAUCUCCCAGUUUGAUACCCACACAGAACAUAUUGGCUAAGUUGUCCAUGUCAUUUUAGAUAAGAGGUGGUUUUAAAUUUUAUCACAAAGCAGGGCACCACAGCCUGUCUUUACAGUUUCUUUUCAAAUAUUAGCUCCUCAACUGCCUUUUAUGUGAAUGAGAGGGAGCUUUAUAUGAGCACAUGUCUUCAGUUUCUUCAGUAUAAGCUCAUGUUGUCUUUGGUUAAGCUGGAAACCAAGCGUUUCAUAUUGAUUCUCAAGUGAGUAUUGCACAUCUCCAAAGGGAGAAGAGGGGAAGCAAAAGGAGUGAGUUAUGUGUACUGUCCAGCUGUGAACACAACCUCACACAGAGGGAGCCGAUGGUGUGGGGCUCCAGUCGCAUCUAAUACAGAAGCCUCAAUGUCUCAAAUGUCAUACACGCAGCUGCCUAGCACUGUAGGGUGAAUAGUCACCUCAUGAAUUAUGUCACUUUUACGGUGUUGCGUUUCAUAUCAGCUUGAUUAUGUUUAAGAAUUACUGUCUGUGCAGGAGAAUGACUCUGUGAGUGAAUUUUGUUUGCCAUGUGUAUGAGAGAUGUGUCCAAAACCCCGUUUCGCCCCUCCCCAAACAGCCUGCCUGCAACGCUCAUAUCACGUUCUUCUUGUCCUAUAACGGUGGUAGGAACUGAUCACGAAUGAUUUCGCGCAGCCUAACUGUCGGUCCACUGUCGGCACAGACUAGUUUCUUUCUUCCACCAGGCAAACGUGCAUGUUCAGCCCAAGCUGACCACACUAUAUUACAUCCACUAAUAUCAGUAAUAAUCUGACCAGAAAUGAUGCUCAAACCCCUGAAACACAACAGCUUUUGGAGCCUCCCCCCCGAUUCCUUUUUGCCCUCAUCCCUCUGCCUUCUGCUUCCGUCUUUCCUCCUCCUUUUUUCACUGCUAAACUGUAAAUAUCAAGUACCUUUUAUUUUAUUUUGUUAUUUUUGUUAUUAUUGUUAUUAUAUUGUUGUUCUUGUAAUUUUUUUUCUCUAGUAGACCGGCGCAGCAGCAGCCGGACUGUUUAUCCUCAGUCGCAGUCUGUAAAUACGAUUUCAUUUCAGUCCCUGGUUCACGAGGGGAAAAACAGAACAAAAUGUUUCAUUUUUAUUCUCUCUCCCUCCAUUUUUCUCUUCACAACUUUCCCUUUUCCCUCAUAAAUGUUGUCAUAACUGUUUUAUUUAUUGUAUUGUGUUUUUUUGGAGGGUGGGAGUGGGGGAAUCUUUUCUUUUCCACUGGGGUGGUAAAAAUUGAGGGAUUUGUUUUUUUGUUUUUUGUUUUUUUGGUUUGUUUUUUAAUUCCAAAUUUUAGUCCAGCAAUGUCACAUGCAAAAUGAUUUCACAUCCAAGAUACUGUACUCAGAUCCAGACGUUGGAGUGUGCUGUUCAAUCCGUGUGUACACAGCCGCGCAUGCUCGCCAACAGGUGAAACUCCAGUUUUCCAUUUAACUUCAAUGUGAAGGGAAUGUUACAAACCUCUGGAUCUAUGGGGUCGUGGUGUUGGGAGGGACUGUGUAUCACCCGGUGUGUGUGUGUGUGUGUGUGUGUCUGUGUGUGUCUGGAGGAAAAGGAGAAAUAUGAAUCUGUCCAUUGACAUGUAUCAUCUCCUGUGUCCAACCGUCUCCUGUUUUCCCUCGCUGUGUGUUGUGUGAGUGUUACGGGGUUUGACCUGUUGACAGCGUGUGUGUGUUUCACAGAUACUUGUCGAGUUUCUUGAGCACAGCUGCAGGGAAUGUAUGUGCGUUUGUGUGUGUGUAUGUGUGCGUGUUGGCAAACCAUAGACAUUACUCUCUGUAUUUUCCUAAAUGAAGAGCUGACGAUAUGUGCUAUUUUAAUGUUUUUUUUUUUUGUUUGUUUGUUUCAAUCUUCCAAUCUGUCACACUCAGUUUUUAAUUUGCUGUGACCCUGCUCUUUUAUCACCCUUGUCUGAGGGGAAAAAUGUCAUUGUUGGGAACAGAACGGUUGGAUAAAGGAGAUGAUGAACAGAGAGGGAUGGAGGGAGAGAGACAGUUUUUGUUUGUUGGUAUAAAUAAUUAAACUCAUUAAUAAAGUGAUGAAACUGU
Molecule: messenger RNA, 4310 nt
Organism: Lates calcarifer (barramundi perch)
Lineage: Eukaryota; Metazoa; Chordata; Actinopteri; Centropomidae
Gene: gsk3ab
Product: glycogen synthase kinase 3 alpha b
Exons: 10
Coding region: 194-1516 (440 amino acids)
Biological process (GO): extrinsic apoptotic signaling pathway in absence of ligand; protein phosphorylation; negative regulation of canonical Wnt signaling pathway
Cellular component (GO): cytosol; cytoplasm; nucleus
Molecular function (GO): protein serine/threonine kinase activity; ATP binding
Source: RefSeq, a predicted model, not a curated record